Arabidopsis thaliana (thale cress) is the source of this 1277-nucleotide messenger RNA. RefSeq names its product basic helix-loop-helix (bHLH) DNA-binding superfamily protein. The record is from RefSeq and is marked reviewed. Gene Ontology annotation, biological process: regulation of DNA-templated transcription. NCBI's taxonomy places the organism in Eukaryota, Viridiplantae, Streptophyta, Magnoliopsida, Brassicales, Brassicaceae. Bases 109 to 783 code for a protein of 224 amino acids. The transcript has 4 exons. Gene Ontology annotation, molecular function: protein dimerization activity; DNA-binding transcription factor activity. Gene Ontology annotation, cellular component: nucleus.
GUCUAAAAAAGGUAAAGAGAAAAACAUUUCACCAAAAAAAAUCCUCUGGUUAAUGUUUUCUCACUUUCUCUUUGUUUUCUUUCUAACCUCUUUCCACGAAAAGUCACGAUGGGAGAUACCGCAGAGGAUCAGGACGACCGAGCUAUGAUGGAAGCUGAAGGAGUAACGAGCUUCUCCGAACUUCUUAUGUUCUCUGACGGCGUUCUCAGCUCCUCUUCCGACCACCAACCUGAGGGUAAUGUCGGCGAUGGUGGAGAAGACAGUUUAGGUUUUGUAUUCUCCGGCAAAACUGGCUCAAGAAUGCUCUGUUUUAGUGGAGGCUAUCAAAACGACGACGAGUCACUCUUCCUAGAACCUUCUGUUCCAACCUCCGGAGUCUCUGAUCUUGACCCUUCAUGCAUUAAGAUUGAUUGCAGGAACUCAAACGACGCGUGUACGGUCGAUAAAUCUACUAAAUCAUCAACCAAGAAGAGAACCGGAACGGGUAAUGGGCAAGAGUCGGAUCAAAAUCGAAAACCGGGCAAGAAAGGGAAACGAAAUCAAGAGAAAUCAUCAGUUGGAAUUGCAAAGGUCAGGAAAGAAAGGUUAGGGGAAAGAAUUGCAGCGUUGCAGCAGUUGGUUUCUCCAUACGGCAAGACAGAUGCAGCUUCUGUGUUGCAUGAAGCGAUGGGUUACAUCAAAUUCUUACAAGAUCAGAUUCAAGUCCUUUGCUCUCCUUAUCUAAUCAACCAUUCUCUCGUAAGUAGAAGUCUCUCUCUUUCUCUCUUAAUUAUUUUUUAUUAAUGAAAUGAUACUUCUGACAUGUCGGCGACGUUUAUUAGGACGGUGGAGUUGUCACCGGAGAUGUAAUGGCGGCGAUGAAAGCGAAAGACUUGAGAAGCAGAGGAUUAUGUCUAGUACCUGUCUCAUCCACCGUACACGUGGAAAAUUCCAACGGUGCUGAUUUCUGGUCACCUGCUACUAUGGGUCACACUACGUCACCGUCGUUACCUCAAGGAUUUUAAUUAAACGGUCGUAGGCUGAUAUAUAUUAGUAGUAUUUUAGUAGCCUUUUUUCUUGGGUUUUGUUUUUGGCUGAAGAACUAUUACUAGUAAAUGUUACACCCAGACAUUUUUUUGGGAUUAUCUGGGUGGUAUAAAAAGGUUGGAAUCUUUUGUGUUUGUAAAAUUAGAUUGUCUAAGUUUUCUUAAAGUUUCUUUGAUGUCACUGUCACAGUUGCGACGAGUAGUGAUGGUACUUACUGAAAGGCUAAGCUUAUUCACGCUCUUAAAGUGUUG